AAGGUUUAAAGUUAAAAGUUAGUACAAAAAUGAAUGCAAGCUUUUUUUUCCCCCCCACCUUUUUUUUUUUAAAGGUAGUUUUAUUUUUUUUCAACUUUUUAAUUUUAACUUUUAAAUUACAAAACUUCAAUGAAUGAUAACUCACCUGUUAGCAUCACUUUGCAUGUUAUUAACCAAACACAAAGAUAACGGAAGGAUUUACGAAAAUUGGUUUGGAGCUUUUGUUUGUUACGCACCUGUGUACAUACUGUUGGAAAGUCCUCGCUCAAUUCGACAGAAUACAUGGAGCCUAUAGAUCGUUUAAAUUCGAAUUGCCUGUUUGCUGAUAGUAACUACUAUGACAAGGAGGAUGUUAUUAAGAAUUUAUAUAACACAGUGCUUACCAGGACGGUUAAAGAGAUAGACGAAAAAAACUACAAUUUAAUUGAAACGUUGGUGAAGUAUGAAGGGGAGAUAAAUAGAUGUAUUGACAUGAGCAACUAUUACAUUAACGAAGCAUUCUCAUCAACCUUAAAGACAGAAAAGGUAAGACGCAGGUUGAGGGUACACAUCUACACCGUUUUCAAUGAUGGCGACAAAGAAAUGAAUUAUCCAGCUGAUAUUGAAAUAGCAGAUUCGGAGAAUAUUUACAAGUAUGCUUCUCCCUCGUCUUUUACAUUUAACAUUCAUGGCUAUAUUUUAAAUGCCGAUGAAAGUGAUUACCAUAAUGAUGCUGAUUCGCCUGGCGUGCAUACGGUCCCAGCCAACGCAAGCAAAAAUGAUGAUAACGAUUUGAGCCAUUUAGUAGACGAAAGUAAGACGAGAACUAAGGAUGCGGACAGCAAAUGUUCAGGCACAGACAUCGAUGAUUUAUCGGACGCGAAUGAGCAGAUAGAUUAUUGCAACACCACUGUUAUGAAAUUCACAUCCUUCUUUUCAACCAUCAUGGUUAUGCGAGACAAAGAAACGAUUAUUUAUGAUAAGAAUAAUAAGAAUUAUUACGAUUGUGAUAAGCUAACAUUUAGUCGUAUAGUGAAUGAAAAAAAAAAGGAGACAAUUAAAAUAUUUCUUUUUUUAGACCAAAAAAUACCAUUUUUCGAACUUUCGCCUCAGUUAAAGAAUUUUAUGCAGUCCCCCGAAGAAACCAUGCCGGAAGUUAUAAAGCGUAUUUAUGAAUAUAGCCUAGAAAAGGAAUUAAUUGAUUCGAAUGGGAUUAUGAGAACGGAUGAAGUGUUAAGAGACGUGUUAGAGGUAGAUGAAUACGAAUUUUGUGAGUUACCCAGAAUUUUACAGAAGCAUGUUUCCAUUCAGAAGCCGAUAGUUCUAGAGCACGUCGUUGAUCUAGAGAAGGAGGAUGAAUCGGAGAGCAUCUACGAUAUCGUAGUGGACAUUUUUGAACCCUUCAUCGCUUUCGAAGAUGGCAAGCUUCAAAAAUUUGUUCUGGAUUCACAUCGCCUCAGUAAUUUGUUACAGUUUUUGAAAAUGAAUGAAUCGAAGGAUGGCAGCAGCGAUAAAAUGAGCAAGAGUCAUGUUGAAAAUGUGGGGAGUUCCAAAGAAGGCAAGCAAGUAGACGAGUGUGAUGGGAAAGCGGACGAAGCGGACGAAGCCGUUGAGGCGAAGAGCAGCGCCGAGCAGAAUGGAGAUGCACCAGAAGAGGAAACCUCCCAUCGUGAGAACGCCGAAGAGGAGGGCGAAACAAACGUGUGCGAAGAAAAAGGUAAGAAAGAAAAGCGGUCAGGUAAAGAAGGCUCUUCAUCGCACAAGGACAGUGAUAAAAAAGAAGCGAAUUUAAAUUCGCCAACAAUUUCUAUAUUUGAAAAGCUAAAUGGAAUACAAAGCGAAAUAGACAACAUGGAUGAGGAGAUUAUAAACAUCUUAUGUAAAAUUAAACAGAAAAAUAGCCUAAGGCUACGUUACACAAAUUUUUAUGAAAACCCAUGUGGCUUUAUUGACCAUGUGAUGAAUAGCAAAUUCCCAGUAGACUUCGAAAGUGUAAACGAUAAUAACUAUAUAUACGACCAAGCGGCAAAUAUCAAUGAUGAUAAUUAUUACAAACUGCCGUGGGUUCAUAGGGGAAUUUCAAAAUAUUUGUUAAUUAAAAAUAAAAACUUUGACGACGUGCUCAAGUCCGUCUUAAAUUCAAUGAACUUAGAUUGUAAAAGGAAGUUAGACGAUAUGAAUACAAAUGAAAGUAAAAAGCAGAAAGUACAUCUAGGUGCAGAGGAAAGUUUCGAUAAUAACCCCUAUAAAUUUAACAUGAAUUAUAGCUAUCAGAGCCAGCCAGAUUUAAAUAACAAUGCGUAUUUUUACUAUCCAAACAAAAAUAUGAAUUUUAAUAAUGCACCAGAGCCGUUUAUUAACAACCCUAUGCCAAAUUUCUGCAAUAAUAUGAAUUACGAAAGCAGCAACAUGCCUGUGCCUGUGCCUGUGACUAUGCCCGUGCCCGUGGCUAUGCCUGUGACCAUGCCUGUGGCUGUCCCUGUUCCCCCCCCCUUUCCCAUUGAAAUGAUGGCAUUCAACGGGAAUGGCAAUAAAUUGCCAGAAAAUAUGAAUCCACAAAAUAAUUUCAUGCAGCAUAACGAACAAGGUAAUUUUAACAUGUAUGCGCAGCAAGUUGCACCAUAUGCGCCAUACAUGAUGAAUUACCCCCCUUUUAAUGAAAUGCCUCCGCAAAACGGUUUUAAUCCUUUGUACCCCGGGGCGGUUCCUAUGGACGGAGUGUAUCCCAAUGGGAACUUCUACAAUGCGAACAACUACAUUCCGUAG
Molecule: messenger RNA, 2745 nt
Organism: Plasmodium vivax (malaria parasite P. vivax)
Lineage: Eukaryota; Apicomplexa; Aconoidasida; Haemosporida; Plasmodiidae
Exons: 1
Coding region: 283-2745 (820 amino acids)
Cellular component (GO): nucleus
Source: RefSeq, a predicted model, not a curated record